UCAAGGGACGUCCAUUUGGCCAAUUUAGUGCAAGAUUAUCAACGCACAAGAGGACACGUCGUUUUAGAAGGACCGCCUCUUACCUCACGUCAAACGUGUCUGCUCAGCAGUUCCCUUUUCUUGAAUGUUCUACUACGCGUCUGCUACAACACCACCACCCUUUUCUUUCUUUCUCGUCUCUCUUCGUUCAUUCUUCUCUUCCCCUGCCAUCUCCACUGCCUUCUGACUUGUUUUGCUUUAUUGGGUCAUCGAAAUUGCAACGUUUCAUUCAAGUUUUAAUCACUUUCUCUGGUGCGAGCUGACUUGUUUGGCUUAUUGGGUCACUGAAAUUUGCAACGUUAUAAUCACUUUUGCUUGGAGUCAAUAGUAGAUUUUUUUUUUCAAGCCUCGACUUGAGAGAAUGGUUCAGAUUAAGGAAUUUCGAAUUGUGAUGCCCUUGUCAUUGGAAGAGUAUCAGGUAGCUCAGAUGUACAUGGUCAUGAAAAUGCAACAGCAAAGUACCACAGGUAAUGAAGGAGUGGAGGUUUUACAAAACAAACCAUUUAGUGAUGAUGAAUUUGGAGACGGCCAAUACACAUCAAAAGUUUACCACUUGCAGAGCAAAGCACCAUCUUGGUUGACUACAUUUGCACCAGCUGAUGCCCUUGUGAUGCAAGAGGAAGCCUGGAACGCAUAUCCUAGAUGUCGAUCAGUGGUUUCUGUGGACAUGUAUCACCAUUUGAUGCAGUUGUUAAGUCACCAUAUUUUUCUAAGUUCUUUAUGAGCAUUGACACCGUCCACAAAGCUGACAACGGAUACUCUGAGAAUGUGCAUGGCCUGAGCGAGGACCAACUGGCAGCUAGGCAGGUGGAAGUUAUUGAUAUUGCUUCAGCUGCCACUGAUUAUUGGAGUUACAUAGUUGGAAGAAACAAUGUUGAUUUAUCUAAUUUCCAAUCAGCAAGAUGCGGUCGUGGACCACUCUUGGAAGGCUGGCAGGACCAUUGUAGUCCCGUUAUGACAGCAUACAAACUGGUGACUGUAGAUGCUCCAUACUGGGGGUUUGGGAGCAGAUUGGAACAGGCUUUGAUGGCGGGGGAAGGGUCACUUUUCCUAGAAAGUCAUCGUAAUUGCUUCGCCUGGAUUGAUGAAUGGUUUGGGUUGACAGUGGAGGUGUUGCGUGAGCUGGAGAGACAAAGUGAUUAUUCAUUGAAUAUGAGGUGACGAAACAGACGAAUUUUGAGGGACUAUAGUUCCCCCUUGAAGAUUUAUAUAGUUUUAUCACACCCGUUCCUGCAAUAAUCAAUACUUCAAUGCCCACCCUUAAGAAAUGAACUUUGCACAAUUAAGAUCAGUUCUUCCAGAAAGCAUCAGAUGAUUGGGGAAAAUAUAUAGAUCUUUGAAGUUGUUAAGAUAAUCUAGAUAGUGAAGGAAGUUAUACCAAACACUGUUGUUUAUUCUCAGAAGAUUGCUCUAUACCUCUUGUAAGUCCUUCCAGACAAGGAAUGAGUUUGAGCGUGUUUUCAGGUACUAAUAAUCUUUAAGAACUUAGGAUAAGGUUGAAAUUUUCGGUCUGCUCCUACUGAGCCUAAGACCAAAAAAAAUAAUCCAAAAUCCACGUGUAAUCCUUGUAAAAUAUGUGGGAUGGUAUUGGAGAAUAUAUUCAUCUUUCAAAUGCCCUGGGCCAUUCCAUCUGUUCAGUAGCAAACAUGUGGUUUUCUACAAGUAGGUUCAGCCAAUAAAAUCACAAGGGAGCCUAUAGAAAAGGGAUUUCUUUUGGCUCUUCCGAUUUUUUUUCCCAUUGGCGGUUGGUUUUCCCCCUGUUUAUUUUAUGUAGUAGCAGAACAAUGUGUAGACCUGGAAUCCCGUUUCUUUUAAAUGAUAAGCAUUUGAAUUGCAGAUUAUUUUUUUGGAAAGUAACUGUAGAUUAAACUUCUUUAACUUUUCAAUUGAGUUUCAUAAUCAAGCUGCAAAUUAAAAUUAUAAAUAGUUGAAUAUGUGUUUAAUGCACAAGUAAUUUAACUUAAAUCGAUUUAACUUUUAUAACAAAUCUAUCAUUACCACUCUUGAAAAAUAAUAGUUUUUCACUAACUUCGAAUUUUAUGCAUUUUCAAUUUCCAUAUUUUCCUUGCUAACAUGCUCUUAUAGGGAUAGGAAUG
This is a messenger RNA of Solanum dulcamara, 2135 nucleotides long. RefSeq lists its product as uncharacterized. The transcript has 10 exons. Gene Ontology annotation, biological process: phospholipid transport. The record is from RefSeq and is a predicted model, not a curated record. NCBI's taxonomy places the organism in Eukaryota, Viridiplantae, Streptophyta, Magnoliopsida, Solanales, Solanaceae. Bases 682 to 1200 code for a protein of 172 amino acids.